AUUGACACCCCUCUUAGCUGGAUUAUUAAAUGCAUGUUCAUUCUUGUCGUUGGUUUUAUACACCUAUAUCACUUAUUAACAUUAUUUUAAAUAAAAUGCGGAAGUGUAGGCAUACAAUUAUAAGGACCGUGUCCCUUGUGUGACAUUCUGUCCUCCUCCGGUCCAGUUGGCGGCAGCUGCGCGGUGCCACAUCAGAACAGAGUGUCCCGUACACACCGGCAGCUUAUGAAGGCUUCACCGGUUUAACCUCAAUCAGUUGCGGCGGAAUCGCAGGGGAACGGGCUAUUGUUUCAGCAGACGGUUAGACAGAAGCCGAAACAUGACACUCUGAAGAUCUGCACGGAUUUAACGGGAGUUUGCUCACUGAAAAACAGCCGUCUCACGCACUCUUAGAGAUGACAGCGGACGCUCGCUCGUCACCGUGUUAGCCGCGUUAUUCGACGUCGAUCGUCAUCGUUUCACACACAUUUAGUAGGUUAAGCUGUAUUUUUGAUGGCCGUGUCAGGAGGCGCCCGGCGGAUCCCGAUGGGUGUGCGGACAUUCAGCGAGUUCCUGGAAAUCGCGACGGUCGGACCGUGUCGCUCCAACAGCCCGUAUAAAUACAGAGAGAGGAUACAGCACUGGCCCAUCAGACACCUGUCCUCCUGCGGGAUCCUGAUGACCCGUCAUCCCCGCGCUCUCUGUCUCUCUGAAAUGGAUUUGACUCCCACUCAUCACAGGAGAUCUUUCAUCAGCCUCACCAACAAGAGAAAGGAGUAUUCAGAGAGGAGAAUACUGGGGUACUCGAUGCAAGAGAUGUAUGAUGUCGUAGCCAACGUGGAUGACUACAAACACUUUGUACCGUGGUGUAAAAAGUCCCAGACCAUCAUGAAAAGAGCCGGUCAUGCCAAAGCUCAGCUGGAAGUGGGCUUCCCUCCGGUUCUUGAGCGAUAUACUUCAAUGAUCAGCCACGUCCGGCCACAUCUGGUCAAAGCGGUGUGUUCGGACGGUAAACUCUUCAAUCAUUUAGAGACAAUAUGGCGGUUUAGUCCCGGUAUUCCUGGCUAUCCUCGCACGUGUACUGUAGACUUCUCUGUCUCAUUCGAGUUCCGCUCAUUGCUGCAUUCACAGCUAGCGACCGUGUUUUUCGACGAGGUGGUGAAGCAGAUGGUGGCGGCGUUCGAGCGGCGAGCGGGCAAACUCUACGGGCCCGAGACGAGGAUACCCCGCGAGCUCAUGUUUCACGAGGUCCAUCAAACGUGAGGUGCACCUUUCACGCGGGACCCGCCUGCAUCCGGAACUCACCAAACUGAUUAGACGCUUAUCACACGACAAAUCAGAUCGCUAGAUUACAUUGGGAUGGUACGACAGAUACCAUUUAAUUUUAGAAAACGAUUUCGGUUCGUUUGAGGUGUUGCACCUUAAACUUGCAUUUUUUUUUGUUUUGGUUUGUUUUGGUUUGCUUUUUGCCUGUGAAAUGAAGAUUAAUUAUCGCACAUUUUGACAGGUAAGAUUGGAAGGCGGAAAAACGGUUUCAUCUGGUUUACUCAUUCGGUCCUGCUGUGGGUUUAUUGGGGCCAAAUCUGACUUAUUACUUACCAUUUUAUCUUUUUCUUACCACACAAAAUACUUUCGACUUGCACCUCAGCGAACGAUAAAACACGUACAGCACAACAAUUGUUUACUUUUCCCUUACAUGCGCUCAGCGGGCUAAUAUUUAAGUCGAUAUUAUUUUCUGUGGUAAUCAACAGCAUGGAAAAGGCACAGAUUAACCCUACUAAAGCGACUCUACGUACGACUAGACAUGGAUUUAAACUGCUUGAAUUUGAUCGCGCUCAAAGUGACCUACUUGACUUCCACACCGCACUGAAUUUAUAAUAUACUCAUCUCAAGAAGUCACACUCGGAGGAGACUCCAAACACGGCUGUAAAUAUAAUAAAUAUGACUCGUACGGUUAGAGCGACGUCAGAUAUUUCUCUCACUUAAAUAUUUAUCCUCGUAGACAACAAAACACUUAUGUUUAUAGAAGUAGCGCAUUGUAAUGAAGGAUUUAGUAUUUGAAUUGAAUUGUAUUUAGCAUGCUUUUGCUUUCAUUGGAUGCAAACUCAGGGCUUUUCAGAUGAAAGAAAUAUACGGAUUCAGCCUGUCGUUCCCUAAUAGUGAUCCCAGUGUGUGCCUGUUCAUGUAGACCGUGCCAUUUCUGAUUUGUCGCUACAUUUAAUGUUUAAACACUACUGUAUGUGUGUAUUGUGAUUUUUCUUGAAAAGCUACAGUACGAGCUAGCGGAGCUUCGUGUGCAAGCAAAGCGGACAUUUUUCUCCCACGUUUAUUUUAUGAGAUUUUAUUUUUAGCCAUUUCAAUGCCUUAUCUAAGUGCUCAUGGCGUUUCUAAAUGACUUCAAAAAAACGUAAUUGUCGAGAGCUGUCCAUUGGUAAUUUAUUUGUGCUGUAUCAAACACCUGUAUUAGAGUCUUCCGUGGAAAUAAUGUCACCUUUAGUAGAUUUCUAGGAUUUAUUAUGUAAAAACAUUGUUAAAUGUGAGAAUGUUUGCUUGGAGAACUGUGAAUACGAACCAAAGAGAUGAGCAGUGCUUCGUAAGACCAAGAAGAGCGCAGUUUAAGGAACUAAUUCUCUGAAUGUUGUCUGUUCGGUAAAACCUUAAUUCUCUGUCAACAGGCCUGUCGUCAGUGUUAUGAUCUUGCACAAGCAUUUCUUUUGAGAAUCUAUAAAUUUAUUUCCAAACAA
Puntigrus tetrazona (Sumatra barb) is the source of this 2723-nucleotide messenger RNA. It is a transcript of the gene coq10a, whose product is annotated as coenzyme Q10A. The record is from RefSeq and is a predicted model, not a curated record. Gene Ontology annotation, molecular function: ubiquinone binding. The transcript has 5 exons. Gene Ontology annotation, biological process: cellular respiration; ubiquinone biosynthetic process. NCBI's taxonomy places the organism in Eukaryota, Metazoa, Chordata, Actinopteri, Cypriniformes, Cyprinidae. Bases 493 to 1242 code for a protein of 249 amino acids. Gene Ontology annotation, cellular component: mitochondrion.